Molecule: messenger RNA, 982 nt
Organism: Frieseomelitta varia
Lineage: Eukaryota; Metazoa; Arthropoda; Insecta; Hymenoptera; Apidae
Gene: Pop4
Product: ribonuclease P protein subunit p29
Exons: 4
Coding region: 242-928 (228 amino acids)
Biological process (GO): tRNA 5'-leader removal; rRNA processing
Cellular component (GO): ribonuclease MRP complex; ribonuclease P complex
Molecular function (GO): ribonuclease P RNA binding
Source: RefSeq, a predicted model, not a curated record
AUCUGUCCCACAAGCAUUGCCACUUAAUCCAAGAUCCGUCUUCGAUCCGUCAGCCACGACUAACUCACCUUGGCUGGAAUUUGUAGAUGUCGAACUCGUAGAUAUUAAAUGAAGCGUAUCGGCACCAGAUGGAACCAUGAUGAUAGUCUAACCGGCCUUAGAGACAGAAAUUGAAAUGAGAUAAUGGACUAUUUGUUAUGGCAGAGACUCGCAGUGACAUUGGGAGGUCGAACACGUGACAAUGGCACAAACAAAUCAAAGCAUAUGUUCAAUAUUGCCUAAAAGUAUAACGAAACAAAUUAGUACGUGUGAAAACAGUGAACAAUAUAUCACGAAUUUUCUACAAAAUGCAUUGCCUUCCACUGAUACCGGCUCGAUAGCAAAUGAAUUAAGAAAGUCGUUGAUACUGGGUAAACACAAAAGCAAAUGGAACAAAAAGAAACAAUGCAAAGGAAAGUUAUUAACUAAUAGAAAACGUAUGCAACUUGGCUUACGUAAAAUUAGUUGCCAGGUGAAUGGUAUGAAAUACGAGGACUUAUUACCAUUGAAUCAAUUGUGGUUAAAUUACAUGCAGCAAGUGCUUGGUCCCAAGUUUCUCGAUAACAUUCCAAAAGAUCCAACUGAUCCGAAUUGGGAAAAUGUUAAUCAACAGUUAAUUAAAGCAGAUUUUCAUGGUGCUGAAGUUUCUAUUGUUGGAGCAAAGUGUCCUAGUCUGAUUGGAUUAAGUGGUAUAGUUGUUCAAGACACUAAAAAUAUUUUUAGAAUUUGUGGAAAAGAUAAUAUUAUACGAACAAUACCCAAAGAUGUUGUUAUUAUGAAUAUGCAUUUGAAGGAUAUCAAACUAGAGUUCUUUGGAAAAGAUCUUUCUAUAAAACCUACUGAACGAACAAUAAAAAAGUUUAAAUGUGGACGUAUAUAUGAACUAUAGCAAAAGUGCUACAAUUUCUGUAAAAUUAGAAAUAAAUUUUUCUUCCAAUAUUAA